Messenger RNA from Humulus lupulus (European hop), 1390 nucleotides. RefSeq names its product receptor-like protein 18. Bases 1 to 1104 code for a protein of 367 amino acids. Lineage: Eukaryota; Viridiplantae; Streptophyta; Magnoliopsida; Rosales; Cannabaceae. The record is from RefSeq and is a predicted model, not a curated record. The transcript has a single exon. Gene Ontology annotation, molecular function: protein binding.
AUGAGCGAAACUCUUGGGGUAUUGAAUCUACGAAGUAACAACUUCAAUGCCGCAAUCCCUGAUGCAUUUCCAGCUUACUGUAGCUUAAAGACAAUUGAUCUCAAUGGAAAUUUCAUAACAGGCAAGGUUCCAACAUCUUUGGCCAGCUGCAGCUCAUUAGAGAUUUUAGACCUCGGGUCCAAUAAGAUGAUCGAUAAUUUUCCCUGCUUCUUGAUGAACAUGCCCACUUUGCGAGUCAUUGUUCUUCGAUCCAACAAAUUCUAUGGAAGCACUGUAUGUCCCAACAUCAAUGAAACUUCAACAGUACUUCAAAUUAUUGAUAUGGCACACAACAACUUCAGUGGUGAGCUACCAAUACAAUGGUUAACAAAGUCACAGGCAAUGAUGGCCACUAACAAGAGUGAUCAUAAUAUAAAGCUCAAACAUCUAAAGUUUGAGUUUCUUCAAUUCAGUCCAUCAGUAUAUUAUCAAGAUGCCGUUAUAGUGACAUCUAAAGGUUUAGAAUUGGAGCUGGUUAAGAUCCUAACCAUUUACACCAGCAUUGACAUUUCAAGCAACAAUUUUCAAGACUCAAUACCAGAGGAAUUGGGAAAACUCCAAGGACUUCGUCUCCUCAACCUGUCAAAUAAUGCACUCACAGGAAAAAUCCCUUCCUCGAUUGGGAACAUGCGAAAACUCGAAUCCUUAGAUCUAUCAAACAACAAGCUGAGCGGAACAAUCCCAACCUCAUUACAGCAACUCAAUUUCCUAUCUUCUUUCAAUCUGUCAUUUAAUAAAGUAGUUGGCAGAGUCCCAGGCGGUAAUCAACUUCAAACAUUCUCAGCGGAUUCGUACAUGGGUAUUGAAGGACUAUGUGGGUUCCCAUUGGAGAAAAGCUGUCCGGAUCAGGUGGAGUCACCAAAAGAGAGAAAUUCAAGAACUGGGUCGGCAGAGAUAGAUUGGAAUGUGAUAUGUGGUUUGGUUGGGCUGGUGUUUGGGUUCGGAGUUGUCGUUUGGCCACUUGUGUUCUGCAAGAUAUGGAGGAAACGGUACUACGAGCGGGUUGAUGAGAUUGGUGUCAGGAUUUUCCCUCGUCUGUAUCAAACUAGUUUCGAUGAAGCAUAAGAGGAAGAAGGCGUCCAUAUGAUGCUGUAGCCUGUAGCACGUAACAAUAGCAUAAGAUGAAGAAGGCGUCCAUAGUAUGCAAAUGCAAGUUCGUAUGGUUAUAAAAUGAGAAGAAUAAUUUGAUGCAAAACUCCCUUAUCCUUUCCUUCUUGUACACUUAGUCCCAAUUUUUUUACACUGUUGAAACCUUCCGGUGGACCCAAUCCCCCGUUUCGUUAUAAAUUUACUAUUCACGCUAAUUUCUUCAGUUAUGAACCGAAACCCUUCGAUAUGGCCAUUUCAAACC